Ilex paraguariensis (yerba mate) is the source of this 1668-nucleotide messenger RNA. Lineage: Eukaryota; Viridiplantae; Streptophyta; Magnoliopsida; Aquifoliales; Aquifoliaceae. The record is from the annotation of a GenBank genome assembly.
AUGGAGAUGUUCAAGGUGUUGAUGUCCCUUGCUUUGCUUUCUGUGGUGGCAGUGUUUUUGCGUCUGUAUAAGGCUCUGGUGACUGAGCCAGCGAGGGUUAGAAGGAUACUGAAGAAGCAGGGAAUAGGCGGACCACCACCAAGUUUUCUACUCGGUAAUAUGAUGGAGGUCAAGAAACCAAUCGAUGCGGCCGCAAAAGCUACUAAAUCCGCCGCCAAUAAUGGAACCCAACUCGACCACAACUGGGUUGCCACUCUCUUUCCAUUCUUCGAGAAGUGGAGACAAAUAUACGGUGAAUUGUUUGUGUUUUCUCUUGGUAAUUCACAAAUAAUGUAUGUGAAUCACCCUGAUUUGAUAAAAGAGAUAACCACGCAUACAACCUAUGACUUGGGUAAACCUUCAUAUCACCGAAAAGAGUUUGGUCCUUUGCUUGGCGACGGCAUUCUUACCACAAAUGGACCUACCUGGGCAUAUCACAGAAAAGUCCUUGCUCCUGAAUUGUACAUGGAGAAAAUCAAGGGAAUGAUAAGCCAAAUAUCAGAGUCUGUAGUUAUUCUGGUUGACGCAUGGAAGAACAAAAUUGAUUCUGAGGGUGGACUUGCAGAUAUAAACAUUGACGAGUACAUGAGAACCUUUUCCGGAGAUGUGAUUUCCAGAGCUUGUUUUGGUAGCAAUUAUGUUAAGGGAAAAGAGAUUUUCAACAGACUUAAAGUUCUCCAGGAGGCUACUUCCGAUAAAGUUUUGUCCAUUGGUAUCCCCGGAAUUACAUAUCUUCCAACAAAGACUAACAGAGAAGCAUGGGCACUAGAGAAAGAGAUCCAUAAUUUGAUCCUAGAGGUGGUGAAGGAGAGGAAGGAAACUGGGGCUGAGAAGGACCUUUUGCAAAUGGUCAUGGAAGGCGCUGAAAAUGGGGAAAUGAACCAAAAAGAAAUAGACCAAUUCAUUGUUGCUAACUGCAAAAACGUAUACUUGGCAGCGCAUGAGGCUAGUGCGAUUGGGGCAUCAUGGUGUCUUAUGCUCUUGGCCUCAAACCCAGAAUGGCAAGAUCGAGUUCGUGCUGAGGUCCUUGAAAUUACCGGUGGUGGAACACCAGAUGCUGAUAUGCUCCGUAAAAUGAAACAGUGGGCAGAUCUCUGUAAAGCAUACUUGAAGGAAGCAAAGUGGUACUAUGGUGGAUACAAGCCUACGUUGGAAGAAUAUCUUGAAAAUGCAAAGGUUUCCAUAGCAGCGCCUCUCAUGCUAUUAUGUAGUUACUUCCUAACCACAGAUAAAAUCACUAAGGAGGCAUUGGAUCAUCUAGAUGAGCUUCCAAGUAUCAUGCGUUCCGCCAGCUUGCUUCUUCGACUUGCCAAUGAUUUGGGAACAUCAUCGGACGAGUUGGCCAGAGGAGAUAUCCUCAAGGCUGUUCAGUGUUACAUGAAUGAAACUGGUGCAUCUGAAGAAGUUGCUCGUGAAUACAUAAACAAUUUAGUCCAUGAAAUAUGGAAGAAAAUUAACCGAGAUAUGCUCAACCACUGUCCUUUCUCUGAACCAUUUUUAAGUGCCAAUCCAAAUAUUGCUCGGACUGCUCAAUGCUUUUACCAAUAUGGAGAUGGACAUGGUGUGCCAGACAGUUGGACAAAGGAUCAUCUGAUUUCCUUACUAGUCCAACCGAUUGCUUUAAACUAG